Messenger RNA from Oppiella nova, 324 nucleotides. The record is from the annotation of a GenBank genome assembly. Lineage: Eukaryota; Metazoa; Arthropoda; Arachnida; Sarcoptiformes; Oppiidae.
GGCUACGAUAAGGUUCGGGUGACGGGUAAGAUUGAAGGUCUAAGUAAAGGUGCCCACGGCUUCCAUGUGCACCAGUUUGGAGACCUGACCAACUCGUGCACCAGUGCUGGCGGACACUUCAAUCCCCACAACCGAGAACAUGGAUCUCCCGAUGACUUCAAUAGACAUGUAGGAGAUUUGGGCAAUGCUUUCGCCGACGACAAUGGUGUGGCACAGUUAGACAUCCAGGACUAUUACUUAUCCCUCAAUAGUGGCUCCAAUUCUAUUGUAGGCCGAGCUGUGGUGGUUAGUGUAUAUCUUUAUGUUUUAGUAAUUAUAGUGUAA